Penaeus monodon (black tiger shrimp) is the source of this 2207-nucleotide messenger RNA. Its product is annotated as facilitated trehalose transporter Tret1-like. The record is from RefSeq and is a predicted model, not a curated record. NCBI's taxonomy places the organism in Eukaryota, Metazoa, Arthropoda, Malacostraca, Decapoda, Penaeidae. Gene Ontology annotation, biological process: transmembrane transport. Gene Ontology annotation, molecular function: transmembrane transporter activity. Gene Ontology annotation, cellular component: membrane.
CCCACUGGCGGUAUCUGGCAUUUUCCUCGAAGAGGCUUUAAGAGAGAAAGAUUCAGUCGUCUGCUGUCUGUUGUUUACCGAUGAUGGAAAAGACAUACACGUGUGAAGAGCGUCUUACAGAUGGAGCCGAGGACGAUGCCAGCCGGGAGCCAACUUCCGAACGCCGGAAGAGGCUGCUCUUGCAAGCGGGAUUGGCAAGUCUGGCCGGCUUGGGGAACUUCACCAUGGGCGCGUCACAGCCUUGGCCUUCCCCCGGGCUGGCAGACAUGGAUGUCAACAACAGGACGCUCGUUGGCACGGAAAUCUCGCUCAGCCUCGCCCAGAAGGAUAUGACAGGAAGUCUCAUGUAUUUCGGUUCUCUGUUCGGAUCGUGGGCGUCAGGCUGGAUCAUGGGCGUGAUUGGGCGUCGACGUGCCCAUCAGAUCAACGCCCUUCCCUUCUUCGUGGGUUGGAUCCUCGUGGCUUUUGCUCCUUACGCCGAGGUGCUCCUGGCCGGGAGGUUCGUGCUGGGCCUGGCGGUGGGCUCCGUCAUGGUCACCGGGAUGUCCUACGUUCUGGAAAUAGCCGACACGAGCGUCCGGGGCAUGUUGUCCCUCAUACCCAACCUGGGCACGGUGCUGGGCGGGCAGUACACUUUCUGGCUGGGCACUGUGUUACAAUGGCACCACCUGGCGAUCGUGUGUUCGCUGCCUCUCUACCUUAUCCUCUUGGGCUCCCUUCUGCUGCCGGAGUCCCCGUCCUACCUGGUCGUUUGCGGGCGGCACGGGGAAGCCUCGCGUAUCCUGCGGCGCUUGCGGGGCCCUCACAGCAACGUCCAGGCGGAGAUCGAGGAGCUCGAGAGACGCAACAGCGCCGAGACGGGGAGGAAGAUCGGCCUGAGGGACCUGGCCAAGGGGCAGGUGUGGCGCCGCAUGCUGGUGGUGGUGAUAAGCUUCCUCCUGCAGCAGCUGUGCGGAAACGUCGUGCUCAAGAUCCAGACGACGCGCGUCCUCCAGGCUGCCGGACCGCCGCCCCUCGACCCCAAACUCGCGUCGGGGAUCAUCGUCAUCAUGAGGAUCGCCGGCGUGCUCGUCUCCUUCUUCCUCUGGGACUCCAUCGGGCGGCGUCUGUGCCUCGUGAUCUCGCACGCCAUGAACGCUGCGGCGCUCCUCUUCCUCGGCACCUUCGUGUACCUGGUGGACAACGCGGACCCGGGGGACGACACCUACCUCAGUUACAAUUGGAUACCGAUGGUGUGCUUGGCCAUAGCGCUCUUUGCUGGGGACAUUGGCAUCGACCCAAUCCCGUACAUUCUCUCCGCUGAAUAUUUCCCUACCAAGAUCCGAACUCAGGUCUCGUCCAUGUGCAUCGUCAGCGGAACCAUCUUCGCCAAAUUUUUUUUUGGGGGGGGGGGGGCUCUGCAACUGUACAGCCCCAUGAUCGCCCUCCUGACGCAGCCGGGUCUAUACUGGUUCUAUGGAGGCACCAGCGUCGUUGCCACUUUGUUCUCCCUCGUCGCUGUGACGGAGACGAAGGCGCAGCCGGUAGGGUGAAGGACGAGACUCCAGAAGGGGGGGGGAGGAGGAAUGAGCGAGGCGCGUCUGAUGGGAAGGGGGCAGGCAGCGAUGAAUUCUGAUUUUUAUUUCUUAUUUAUUUUUUAUUAUUUUAUUUCUUAUUUAUUUAUUUUUUUCAUUGACAUUCCAUUCAUCAUUCGUAUCACGUCAGAUUACUUCUGGAAGGUUAAUAAAUCUUCUUACAACUUGCAUCCAGCUUUCAUAUAGAAUAGACUUUCACGAAUCACGUGUACCAUAUACCAAAUGACAAUAUACCUUUACAUAGAUUUAAACUGUAUACCAUCUGUAUCUUUUGGCACAAUGGCUGAAAUAUGGGUACACAUUUGUAGUGACUGAAAGAAAUAGAACCAAAUGCUGUAAGUAUAUUAGCAAAAGUAUAGCUCGAAAUUUUAUGAACUUCCUGGACAAUUUAACAGGUUAGUAUGGGAUAAUUAAUUAAUUUGUGUCCGUUCUUACUUAGAAAAAAGUAUUAAAUGAUUAUUAAGGAAUUAGUAUGCCUUGACUGCUCAGACGGUAGUAUUGGCAGGGAAAAUUCAGUAUUAACGUGAGGUGUGUUUGUUGGUCUCAUGUAAACCAUUGUAUUAUAUUUUUAUUGAGGGUAUUAGGUCUUAUUAUGUGAUCUUGUUUAAAGAAAAUAAAUUUUUUGAAGCAUUA